AUGUCGGAUGCAUCAAGCGACGACGAUCCAAUCAAAAAACGAGGUUUCUGCACCAAGAAGAGAUGCUUAGUCUUGCUUGCGGCUUGUGUGACAAUUUCUCUUGCGACUGCUUUAGCUGUAGUACUAGUAUCCGACCAUUUGAGAGGACAUUUUCCACCAGAACAGAAAUGGUGGCAGAAGACGAUUGUGUAUCAGAUAUAUCCCCGAUCUUUUCAAGAUUCUGACGAUGACGGUAUUGGAGAUUUGAAAGGUAUUAUAUCUCGAUUGGACUAUUUUAAAGAAUUGGGAGUAUCUGCUAUAUGGAUUAGCCCUAUCUAUGAGUCACCCAUGAAAGACUUUGGUUACGAUAUUUCUAACUUCACCAAUAUUGAUAAGAUGUUCGGAACAUUGGACGAUUUCGAUGAUCUUAUUGAAGAAUGCCACGACAAGGGCCUCAGGGUGAUCAUGGACUUUGUACCCAACCACACCAGUGAUCAGCAUCCAUGGUUCAAAAAGAGUGUAGAAAGAAUUGACCCCUAUACAGAUUAUUAUAUCUGGACAAACUCCACUAGGGAAGAUGAGAAUGGGAAACCAAUCCCCCCAAAUAACUGGCUGAGUAUAUUUGGAGGUUCAGCCUGGGCCUGGAAUGUCGAGCGACAACAGUUUUAUUAUCAUGCUUUCAUUAAAGAACAAGUAGAUUUAAACUAUAAUAACCCCGCAGUUAGAGAGGAGAUGAAGAAUGUGGUUAGAUUUUGGGCUCAGAAGGGUAUCGAUGGUUUCAGGGUAGAUGCUAUUAGCACUUUAUUUGAGACAACAAACCUCACUCUAAGCGAGCCGAGAAGUAAUGCUAACGACACAAAGCCGAAUGAAUGGGAAUACCUGGACCAUCCAUACACCUAUAACUAUCCUGGAGUUGAUGACGUCAUUCAGGAAUGGCGGAAAGUUUUGGAUGAAUUUGAUGAUAAUCAUAAAUCAUUUUUCAGGUCAAAGUUUAUGGUCGUUGAAAUUUAUAUGCCACCUAAAGUUCGAAACAAAUUUUAUAAAAAUGGAGCCGAUAUGCCAUUUAAUAUGGAUCUAGUUGACGGUACAAAACCAGAAUGCGAUGCUUUAUGUAUGAAGAAAUUAAUUGCAGAAGAAUACGAUACCCUACCUGAGGGCGAAUGGCCCAACUUCGUGAUGGGCAACCAUGAUCGUAACAGGAUCACCAGUAAACGAGGGAAUACCACAGAAGGUAAAAAGUACACCAAUGCGUUGAACAUGUUGUUGUUAACAUUGCGAGGAACUCCGACCACGUACUACGGUGAUGAACUGGGCAUGGAGGACUUGGAUACCAUAUCGUAUAAUGAUACACAGGAUCCCUUUGGAUUGAAUGUGGGUCCGGAACGGUACCAGAAGUUUUCUAGAGAUCCAGAGAGAACUCCAAUGCAAUGGUCAGAUGAACCGGGAGCAGGGUUUACUAAUUUUUCUGAACCUUGGUUACCUAUUAAUGAUAAUUAUAACACAAUUAAUGUCGAGGUAAUGAAUUCGACUGAAAUCACCCAAAUCAAAGUUUACCAGAAAUUGGCCGAAUUAAGGCAGGAACCAAGUUUUUUGUAUGGCAGAUUAGAAUUCUCGUAUGUCGAUACUGAUAUGAUAUCGUACGUCAGGAAGGCCAGUGGCUAUCCUUCGUACCUCGUGGUGAUUAACGUCGGAACUAAAGAAAGUUCUACAGACUUUAGUAAAGAUCCUUAUAAUCUGAAGGAAGGAACGGUGGUAGUGUCAACAGGGAACAUCGAUAACACGGACUAUGGACUGAAUAAAGCUAUCAAGUUAAAGAAAGUGGCGCUGAAACCCGCUGAAGGACUGGUGAUUAAACUAUCUUAG
Messenger RNA from Lottia gigantea (owl limpet), 1842 nucleotides. RefSeq lists its product as hypothetical. NCBI's taxonomy places the organism in Eukaryota, Metazoa, Mollusca, Gastropoda, Lottiidae. The transcript is spliced from 10 exons. Gene Ontology annotation, biological process: carbohydrate metabolic process. The coding region runs from base 1 to 1842 and encodes 613 amino acids. The record is from RefSeq and is a predicted model, not a curated record.